AUGAUUCAACCCUCCUCUGCUUCCGCCAGUGACCUUGUUGCUUCUACCUCUCCACAAGAUUUAUUCAAAAAAGCAAAAGCUUCUGCAGAAUCUAAACAGACUUUGGUUAACUCCUUAGUUUGCUCCACUUCCAUCCUCUUAUCUACUCUUUGGGCAGAUUUUGAUACCUCCUCAGCUAGCGACUCUUUGAAUGCCCUCAACACUUUUAUCAUCUCCAGUUUGCGAAGGUCGAGAUCCUCCAAUUUGACUUUGCAAGUCGCAUUAUAUUAUCUUGUCAGGCUCUCUAACCAUAUUAAAGCCUGCAUCCUCAAAAAAUUUCACAACAAACACCUUUACAAUGCCAAGUCAAAAACCAAGGCUAACGUUCUCUUAUGCAAAAAAAGGACUUUUCUAACAUGUUUGAUUCUUGCCUCCAAAUUUGUGCAAGACAAAAACUAUUCCAUGAAGUCGUGGUCUAUAAUUUCUGGCUUGCCAGUUAAGGAAUUGGUUCACAACGAAACCGUUGUUCUCAAUCAUUUGAGCUUCAACCUUUACGUCAAAGGUGAGGUUUUCACCGAGUGGAGUUCUAUUAUUUCCUACUUCAUAAUGAUGUUCUCUAAGUCAAACUCCACUUCUACUUUAAUCAAGCCACAACAGCAAACUUCACUCAACAAAAUCAACUCUCAAUGGAAAUUGAUCAUCGACAAUUUAGACCCAACUUUCAAACUUUCGAAAUCUAUCAAUUAUUUUAACUUGUUGGUUUCCAAUCUUCAAAAUCUCGAGUCAGCUCCAAUUUUUAUCGAAAGUUACUAA
Saccharomycopsis crataegensis is the source of this 792-nucleotide messenger RNA. RefSeq names its product Pcl5p (gene PCL5). The transcript has a single exon. Bases 1 to 792 code for a protein of 263 amino acids. The record is from RefSeq and is a predicted model, not a curated record. Gene Ontology annotation, biological process: regulation of cyclin-dependent protein serine/threonine kinase activity. NCBI's taxonomy places the organism in Eukaryota, Fungi, Ascomycota, Saccharomycetes, Ascoideales, Saccharomycopsidaceae. Gene Ontology annotation, cellular component: cyclin-dependent protein kinase holoenzyme complex; nucleus. Gene Ontology annotation, molecular function: protein kinase binding; cyclin-dependent protein serine/threonine kinase regulator activity.